Messenger RNA from Jaculus jaculus (lesser Egyptian jerboa), 10481 nucleotides. It is a transcript of the gene Dchs1, whose product is annotated as dachsous cadherin-related 1. The coding region runs from base 121 to 10011 and encodes 3296 amino acids. The transcript is spliced from 20 exons. Gene Ontology annotation, molecular function: cadherin binding; calcium ion binding. Gene Ontology annotation, biological process: cell morphogenesis; homophilic cell-cell adhesion; calcium-dependent cell-cell adhesion. Gene Ontology annotation, cellular component: adherens junction; catenin complex; plasma membrane. The record is from RefSeq and is a predicted model, not a curated record. Lineage: Eukaryota; Metazoa; Chordata; Mammalia; Rodentia; Dipodidae.
GUCACGGAACCUGUGCUGCAGCCAGGACCCAAGUUGGACUUGACUCAAAGCCUGAAAUCAAUCUGGGCCUGGAGUCUGGCCUGGAGCUGGAGCCCCAGGCCCAGCUGGACUGCCAGUGUCAUGCAGAAGAAGCUGGGCAUUGUGCCCUCCUGCCCUGGCAUGAAGAGCCCCAGGCCCCUCCUCCUGCUACCACUUUUGCUGCUGUUGGUGGCUGGGGUGCCAGGAGCCUGGGGUCAGGCAGGGAGCCUGGACCUGCAGAUAGAUGAGGAGCAGCCGGCAGGCACACUGAUCGGGGACAUCAGUGCGGGGCUUCCAGCAGGCACAGCUCCUCCUCCCAUGUACUUCAUCUCUGCCCAGGAGGGCAGCGGUGUGGGGACAGACCUGGCCAUUGAUGAACACAGUGGGGUCGUCCGUACAGCCCGUGUCCUGGACCGUGAGCGGCGGGACCGCUACCGCUUUACUGCAGUCACUCCUGAUGGUGCCACCGUGGAAGUCACCGUGCGAGUGGCUGACAUCAACGACCACGCACCAGCUUUCCCACAAGCUCGGGCUGCCCUGCAGGUACCUGAGCAUACAGCUCUUGGCACCCGCUACCCACUGGAGCCUGCUCGUGAUGCAGAUGCUGGGCGUCUGGGAACCCAAGGCUACGCACUGUCCGGUGACGGGGCUGGAGAGACCUUCCGGCUGGAAACGCGUCCUGGUCCUAACGGGGCCCCAGUGCCUGAGCUGAUAGUUACCGGGGAACUGGACCGGGAAAACCGCUCGCACUACAUGCUGCAGCUGGAGGCCUACGAUGGCGGUUCACCACCCAGGAGGGCUCAGGCCUUGCUGGACGUGACGCUCCUGGACAUCAAUGACCAUGCCCCAGCUUUCAACCAGAGCAGAUACCAUGCCGCAGUGUCCGAGAGCCUGGCCCCAGGCAGCCCUGUCUUGCAGGUCUUUGCAUCGGACGCAGAUGCCGGUGCCAACGGGGCUGUGACGUACGAGAUCAACCGGAGGCAAAGCGAGGGUGACGCGCCUUUCUCUAUCGACGCGCACACAGGGCUCCUGCGGCUGGAGCGGCCGCUGGAUUUUGAGCAACGACGGGUUCAUGAAUUGGUAGUGCAGGCACGGGAUGGCGGGGCUCACCCAGAACUGGGCUCGGCCUUUGUGACGGUACACGUGCGAGACGCCAACGACAAUCAACCCUCCAUGACUGUCAUCUUCCUGAGCGCCGACGGCUCCCCCCGCGUGUCUGAGGCUGCCCCACCUGGACAGCUCGUUGCUCGCAUCUCUGUGUCAGAUCCAGAUGACGGUGAUUUUGCCCAUGUCAAUGUGUCCCUGGAAGGUGGGGAAGGCCACUUUGCCUUAAGCACCCAAGACAGUGUCAUCUACCUGGUGUGUGUGGCUCGGAGGCUGGACCGGGAGGAGAAGGAUGCUUACAACUUGCGAGUUACAGCCACAGACUCGGGCACACCCCCACUGCGGGCCGAAGCUGCCUUUGUGCUGCACGUCACUGACGUCAACGACAACGCACCUGUCUUUGACCGCCAGCUGUACCGGCCUGAGCCUCUGCCCGAGGUUGCGCUGCCUGGCAGCUUCGUGGUGAGGGUGACAGCCCGGGAUCCUGACCAAGGCACCAAUGGUCAAGUCACCUACAGCCUGGCCCCCGGCACUCACGCUCGCUGGUUCUCCAUCGAUCCCACCUCAGGCAUCGUCACCACUGCUGCCUCACUGGACUAUGAGCUUGAACCUCAGCCGGAGCUGAUCGUGGUAGCCACAGAUGGGGGCCUGCCCCCUUUAGCAUCCUCCGCCACUGUUACUGUGGCCCUACAAGAUGUGAAUGACAAUGAGCCCCAGUUCCAAAGGACUUUCUACAAUGCCUCACUGCCUGAGGGUACCCAGCCUGGAACCUGUUUUCUGCAGGUCACAGCCACAGAUGCUGACAGUGGCCCGUUUGGCCUCCUCUCCUACUCUUUGGGUGCUGGACUGGGAGCUUCUGGAUCCCCCCCAUUUCGUAUUGAUGCCCACAGUGGUGAUGUGUGCACAACCCGGACCCUAGACCGUGACCAGGGGCCCUCAAGCUUUGACUUCACCGUGACGGCCGUAGAUGGGGGAGGCCUCAAGUCCAUGGUAUAUGUGAAGGUAUUUGUGGCUGAUGAGAAUGACAACCCACCUCGGUUUUACCCGCGGGAGUAUGCUACCAGUGUGAGUGCGCAGAGUUCACCAGGCACAGCUGUGCUGAGGGUGCGUGCCCAUGACCCUGACCAGGGACCCCACGGACGACUCUCCUACCACAUCCUGGCUGGAAAUAGUCCCCCGCUCUUUGCCUUGGAUGAGCACUCAGGACUGCUGACAGUAGCCUGGCCCUUGGCCAGACGGGCUAAUUCUGUGGUGCAGCUGGAGAUCGGGGCUCAAGAUGGAGGUGGCCUGAAGGCAGAGCCCAGUGCCCAAGUCAACAUCAGCAUUGUGUCUGGAACGCCCACACCACCUAUAUUUGAGCAACUACAGUAUGUUUUUUCAGUGCCAGAAGAUGUGGCACCAGGCACCAGUGUGGGCAUAGUCCAGGCACACAACCCACCAGGUCGCUUGGGUCCUGUAACUCUCACCCUAUCAGGUGGGGAUCCCCGGGGACUGUUCUCUCUAGAUUCACCCUCAGGACUGUUGCAAACGUUUCGUCCUCUGGACCGGGAGCUUCUGGGGCCAGUCCUGGAGCUGGAAGUACGAGCAGGCAGUGGAGUGCCCCCAGCUUUUGCUGUGGCUCGAGUGCGCGUACUGCUCGACGAUGUGAAUGACAACUCCCCUGCCUUCCCUGCAUCUGAGGACACUGUGCUGUUGCCGCCAAACACUGCCCCAGGAACUCCCAUCUACACCCUGCGGGCUCUGGACCCUGACUCCGGUGCCAACAGCCGAGUCACCUUUACACUACUUAAUGGAGGUGAUGGGGCAUUCGCUGUGGACCCCACCACAGGCCACGUACGGCUUAUGGGACCCCUAGGACCUCCAGGGGGGCCAGCUCGUGAGCUGGAGCUGGAGGCCAGGGAUGGCGGCUCCCCACCGCGCAGCAGCCACUUUCGACUUCGAGUGGUGGUGCAGGACCUCGGGACUCACGGGCUGGCUCCGCGGUUUAGUAGCCCUACCUACCGUGUGGACCUGCCCUCAGGCUCCACUCCUGGAACUCAGGUCUUGCAAGUGCAGGCCCAGGCGCCAGAUGGGAGUCCCGUCACUUACCACCUUGCGGCGGAUGGACCCAGUAGCCCCUUCGGCGUGGAUCCACAGAGUGGGUGGCUGUGGGUACGGACAGCGCUGGACCGUGAGUCCCAGGAGUUAUACACUCUGAAGGUAACGGCGGUAUCUGGGUCCAAAGCUGAACUGGGGCAACAGACAAGCACAGCCACUGUGAGGGUCAGCAUACUCAACCACAAUGACCACAGUCCCCGCUUGUCUGAAGAGCCCACUUUCCUGGCCGUGGCGGAGAACCAACCCCCAGGGACCAGUGUAGGGCGGGUCUUUGCCACUGACCGCGACUCGGGACCUAACGGACGUCUGACCUACAGCCUGCAACAGUUGUCAGAGGACAGCAAGGCCUUCCGCAUCCACCCCCAGACUGGAGAAGUGACCACACUGCAAACCCUGGACCGGGAGAAGCAGAGCAGCUACCAGCUCCUGGUGCAGGUUCAAGACGGGGGAAGCCCACCCCGCAGUGCCACGGGCACAGUGCACGUUGCGGUGCUUGACCUCAAUGACAACAGCCCCAUGUUCCUGCAGGCUUCGGGAGCUGCUGGCGGGGGCCUCCCUAUACAGGUACCAGACCGGGUGCCUCCAGGAACAUUGGUGACAACUCUGCAGGCCAAAGAUCCGGAUGAGGGAGAGAACGGCACCAUUCUGUACACCCUAACUGGUCCCGGCUCCGAGCUCUUCUCCUUGCGCCCUCACUCAGGGGAGCUGCUCACCGCAGCAUCUCUGAUCCGGUCGGAGAGGCCCCACUAUGUGCUAACUCUGAGCGCCCACGAUCAAGGCAGCCCCCCUCGAAGUGCCAGCCUCCAGCUGCUGGUGCAGGUGCUUCCCUCCGCUCGCAUGGCCCAGCCGCCCGAUCACACCGAUCCUGACCCGGCAGCGCCAGUGCCCGUCGUUCUCACGGUGACCGCGGCGGAAGGCCUUCGCCCAGGCUCGCUGUUGGGCUCGGUGGCCCCCGUGGAGCCGCCGGCCGCCGCCGGGGCGGGCUCGCUCACCUACACCCUGGUGGGCGGUGCGGAUCCCGAGGGCACGUUCGCGCUCGACGCCGCUUCGGGCCGCCUGUACCUGGCGCGGCCCUUGGACUUCGAGGCGGGCCCGGCGUGGCGCGCGCUCACGGUGCGCGCCGAGGGCCCCGGCGGCGCGGGCGCGCGGCUGCUGAGGGUGCAGGUGCGCGUGCAGGACGAGAACGAGCACGCGCCCGCCUUCGCGCGCGACCCGCUGGCGCUGGCGCUGCCCGAGAACCCGGACCCCGGCGCGGCGCUGUACACGUUCCGCGCGUCCGACGCCGACGGCCCGGGGCCCAACAGCGACGUGCGCUACCGCCUGCUGCGCCAGGAGCCGCCCGCGCCCGCGCUGCGCCUGGACGCGCGCACCGGGGCGCUCAGCGCUCCGCACGGCCUGGACCGGGAGGCCACCCCCGCGCUGCUGCUGCUCGUGGAGGCCGCCGACCGGCCCGCCAACGCCAGUCGCCGGCGGGCGGCGCGCGUUUCCGCUCGCGUCUUCGUCACCGACGAGAACGACAACGCGCCGGUGUUCGCGUCGCCGUCGCGCGUGCGCCUGCCCGAGGACCAGCCGCCGGGGCCCGCCGCGCUGCACGUGGUGGCCAGGGACCCCGACCUGGGCGAGGCCGCGCGCGUGACCUACCGGCUGGCCGCCGGGGGCGACGGCCACUUCCGGCUGCACGCUGCCACGGGGGCGUUGUCGGUGGUGCGGCCGCUGGACCGCGAGCAGCGAGCCGAGCACGUGCUGACCGUGGUGGCCUCGGACCACGGCUCGCCGCCGCGCUCGUCCACUCAGCUCCUGACCGUCAGCGUGGUGGACGUCAACGACGAGGCGCCCGCUUUCCAGCAGCACGAGUACAGCGUCCUCUUGCGUGAGAACAGCCCGCCCGGCACGUCUCUGCUCACUCUGCGGGCGACUGACCCCGACCUGGGGGCCAAUGGGCAAGUGACUUACGGUGGUGUCUCUGGCGAGAGCUUCUCUCUGGACCCAAACACUGGCAUUCUCACGACUCUGCGGGCCCUGGAUAGGGAAGAGCAGGAGGAAAUCAACUUGACCGUAUAUGCCCGGGACAAGGGCUCGCCACCCCUGUUGACUCACGUCAUAGUGCGAGUGACUGUGGAGGAUGAGAAUGACCAUGCUCCAACCUUUGGGAAUACCCAUCUCUCCCUGGAAGUGCCUGAAGGCCAGGACCCCCAGACCCUUACCACACUACGGGCCUCUGACCCAGAUGGAGGUGUCAAUGGGCAGCUGCAGUACCGCAUCCUGGAUGGGGACCCAUCAGGAGCCUUUGCCCUAGAUCUUGCCUCUGGGCAGUUUGGCACCAUGAGGCCACUAGACCGGGAGGUGGAACCAGCAUUUCAGCUGCGGAUAGAGGCCAGGGAUGGAGGCCAGCCAGCCCUCAGUGCCACCCUGCUUGUGACCGUGACAGUGCUGGAUGCUAAUGACCACGCCCCAGCCUUUCCUGUACCUUCCUACUCUGUGGAGGUUCCCGAGGACGCACCCGCAGGGACCCUGCUGCUGCAACUCCAGGCUCACGACCCUGAUGCUGGGGCCAACGGCCGCGUGAUGUACUACCUGGGUGCGGGUACGGCAGGAGCCUUCCUCCUGGAGCCUGCCUCUGGGGAACUGCGCACAGCUACAGCCCUGGACCGAGAACACUGCGCCAGCUAUGCCUUUUCUGUGAGCGCAGUAGAUGGCGCAGCCGCGGGGCCCCUGAGCACCACGGUGCCUGUCACCAUCACAGUGCGUGAUGUCAAUGACCACGCACCCACCUUCCCCACCAGUCCUCUGCGCCUCCGACUACCUCGCCCAGGCCCCAGCCUCAAUACUCCAACCUUGGCCCUGGCCACACUGAGAGCUGAAGAUCGUGAUGCUGGUGCCAAUGCCUCCAUCCUGUACCGGCUGGCAGGCACACCUCCUCCUGGCACCACUGUUGACUCUUACACUGGUGAAAUUCGUGUGGCCCGCUCCCCUGUAGCCCUGGGGCUCCGGGAUCGUGUCCUCUUCAUUGUGGCUACUGACCUUGGCCGUCCAGCUCGCUCUGCCACUGGUGUGGUCAUUGUUGGACUACAAGGGGAGCCUGAGCGCGGACCCCGCUUUCCCCGGGCUAGUAGCGAGGCUGUACUCCGUGAGAAUGCACCCCCAGGGACUCCAAUCAGCUCCCCCAAGGCUGUCCAUGCAGGGGGGUCACAUGGACCAAUCACCUAUAGCAUUCUCAGUGGGAACGAGAAGGGGAUAUUCUCCAUUCAGCCCAGUACAGGAGCCAUCACAGUUCGUUCAGCAGAGGGGUUGGACUUUGAGACGAACCCACGGCUGCGAUUGGUGCUGCAGGCAGAGAGUGGAGGGGCCUUUGCUUUCUCUGUGCUGACCCUGACCCUGCAAGAUGCCAAUGAUAAUGCCCCUCGUUUCUUAAGGCCGCACUACGUAGCUUUCCUACCAGAGUCCCGGCCCUUGGAGGGGCCCCUGCUGCAGGUGGAGGCAGACGACCUGGAUCAAGGCUCGGGAGGACAGAUCUCCUACAGUCUGGCUGCAUCCCAGCCAGCACGGGGCUUAUUCCAUGUCGACCCAGCUACAGGCACCAUCACUACCACAGCCAUCCUGGACCGGGAGAUCUGGGCUGAAACUCGGCUGGUACUGAUGGCCACAGACAGAGGAAGCCCAGCCCUGGUGGGCUCAGCCACCCUGACGGUGAUGGUCAUCGACACUAAUGACAACCGGCCCACCAUCCCCCAGCCCUGGGAGCUGCGAGUGUCAGAAGAUGCACUGCUGGGCUCAGAGAUUGCACAGGUAACUGGGAAUGAUGUAGACUCUGGACCAGUCCUGUGGUAUGUGCUGAACCCAUCUGGGCCUCAAGAUCCCUUCAGUAUUGGCCGUUAUGGAGGGCGUGUCUCCCUCACGGGCCCUCUGGACUUCGAACAGCGUGACCACUACCACCUGCAGCUGCUGGCACGUGACGGUCCUCAUGAGGGCCGUGCAAACCUCACUGUGCUUGUGGAGGAUGUUAAUGACAAUGCACCUACCUUCUCACAGAGCCUCUACCAGGUCAUGCUGCUUGAGCACACCCCCCCAGGCAGUGCCAUCAUCUCCGUCUCUGCCACUGACCGGGAUUCAGGUGCCAAUGGUCACAUCUCCUACCAUCUGGCUUCCGCUGCUGAGGGCUUCAGUGUGGACCCCAACAAUGGAACUUUGUUCACAACAGUAGGAGCUCUGGCCUUGGGCCAGGAGGGAUUGGGAGUAGUGGAUGUGGUUCUAGAAGCACGAGACCAUGGAGCUCCAGGCCGGGCAGCUCGAGCCACAGUACACGUGCAGCUGCAGGACCAGAAUGACCAUGCCCCAAGCUUCACACUGCCACACUACCGUGUGGCCGUGACUGAAGAUCUGCCUCCUGGUUCUACCUUGCUCACUCUGGAGGCCACAGAUGCCGACGGAAGCCGCACCCAUGCCACUGUGGACUACAGCAUCAUCAGUGGCAAUCGGGGCCGAAUUUUCCAGCUGGAAGCCCGGCUGGCUGAGGCUGGAGAAAGUGUCGGACCAGGUCCACAAGCAAUGGGAUGUCUAGUAUUGCUUGAGCCUCUGGAUUUUGAAACCCUGACACAGUACAAUCUAACUGUAGUUGCCGCCGAUCGGGGACAACCACCUCGCAGUUCUGCUGUGCCAGUCACUGUGACGGUACUGGAUGUCAAUGACAAUCCACCUGUCUUUACCCAGGCAGCCUACCGUGUGGCAGUACCUGAGGACAUGCCUGUCGGAGCUGAGCUCUUGCAUGUGGAGGCCUCUGAUGCUGACCCUGGCCCUCAUGGCCUUGUGCGUUUCACCCUCAGCUCGGGUGACCCUUUGGGGCUCUUUGAGCUGGAUGAGAGCUCAGGUGCCUUGAGACUGGCUCACCCUCUGGACUGUGAGACCCAGGCUCGACAUCAGCUUGUAGUGCAGGCAGCUGACCCUGCUGGGGCACACUUUUCUUUGGCACCAGUGACAGUUGAAGUCCAGGAUGUGAAUGACCAUGGCCCAGCCUUCCCGCUGAACUUGCUUAGCACCAGCCUAGCAGAGAACCAGCCUCCGGGCACUCUUGUGACCACUCUGCAUGCAAUUGAUGGGGAUGCUGGGGCUUUUGGCAGACUCCGCUAUAGCCUGUUGGAGGCAGGGCCAGGGCCUGAGGGUCGUGAGGCAUUUUCAUUGAACAGCUCAACAGGGGAGUUACGGGCACGGGUGCCCUUUGACUAUGAGCACACUGGAAGCUUCCGGCUGCUAGUCGGUGCUGCUGAUGCUGGGAAUCUCUCAGCCUCUGUCACCGUGUCAGUGCUGGUGACAGGAGAAGACGAGUACGACCCCGUAUUCUUGGCUCCAGCUUUCCACUUCCAGGUGCCUGAAGGUGCCCAGCGUGGCCAUAGCCUAGGUCAUGUGCAGGCCACAGACGAGGAUGGGGGUGCUGAUGGCCUGGUGCUCUAUUCCCUGGCCUCCUCGUCCCCCUAUUUUGGAAUCAACCAGACUACAGGUGCUUUGUACCUACAAGUGGACAGCCGGGCUCCAGGCAGCGCAACAGCAGUCUCUGGGGGUGGGGGCCGGACCCGGCGUGAAGCCCCACGGGAGCUCCGGCUAGAGGUGGUUGCCCGGGGGCCUCUGCCUGGAUCCCGGAGUGCCACAGUACCUGUGACUGUGGACAUCACCCACACUGCCCUGGGCCUGGCUCCUGACCUCAACUUGCUAUUGGUGGGGGCUGUGGCAGCCUCCUUGGGUGUCGUGGUGGUGCUUGCUCUGGCAGCUCUGGUCCUAGGGCUAGUUCGAGCCCGUAGCCGCAAGGCGGAGGCAGCCCCUGGCCCAAUGUCACAGGCAGCACCCCUGGCCAGCGGUUCCCUGCAGAAGCUGGGCCGAGAACCACCCAGUCCACCGCCCUCUGAACAUCUUUAUCACCAGACUCUCCCCAGCUAUGGUGGGCCAGGAGCUGGAGGACCCUACCCCCGAGGUGGCUCCCUGGACCCGUCACACUCAAGUGGCCGAGGCUCAGCAGAGGCUGCAGAAGACGAUGAGAUACGCAUGAUCAACGAGUUCCCCCGUGUGGCCAGUGUGGCCUCCUCCCUGGCUGCCCGUGGCCCUGACUCGGGCAUCCAGCAGGAUGCAGACGGACUGAGUGACACAUCCUGUGAGCCACCUGCCCCUGACACCUGGUAUAAGGGCCGCAAGGCAGGGCUGCUGCUGCCAGGGGCGGGCGCCACACUGUACCGAGAGGAGGGCCCCCCAGCUACCGCCACAGCCUUCCUGGGGGGCUGUGGCCUGAGCCCUGCACCCACUGGGGACUAUGGCUUCCCAGCUGAUGGCAAGCCGUGUGUGGCGGGUGCGCUGACAGCCAUUGUGGCUGGCGAGGAGGAGCUCCGCGGCAGUUAUAACUGGGACUACCUGCUGAGCUGGUGCCCUCAGUUCCAGCCUCUGGCCAGCGUCUUCACAGAGAUUGCUCGGCUCAAGGAUGAAGCUCGGCCAUGCCCCCCUGCUCCCCGUAUUGACCCACCACCCCUCAUUACUGCUGUGGCCCACCCGGGAGCCAAGUCCGUGCCCCCCAAGCCCGCCAGCACGGCAGCAGCCCGCGCCAUCUUCCCAGCAGCCUCUCACCGCUCCCCCAUCAGCCACGAAGGCUCCCUGUCCUCGGCUGCCAUGUCUCCCAGCUUCUCGCCCUCCCUGUCUCCUUUGGCUGCUCGUUCACCGGUCGUCUCACCUUUUGGGGUGGCCCAGGGCCCCUCAGCUUCAGCACUCAGCGCAGAGUCCGGCCUGGAGCCACCUGAUGACCCUGAGCUGCACAUCUAGCUGUGGCCCAGGCUGGGCCCCGACCUGGGACAUGCAAAGUGUCCCCAAUGCAGGCCCCAACUCUGAGCCUGCCCUGGGCAGCCUCGGACCUUGACUGGCCAAGGGGAGGCCAACACCAAGCCCCAAAUCUCCACCCCAGACUUCCCGUGGGGGCAGGUCCCACAUUUCACCCCAGUCCAUUAGGAGCACUUGGACUACAGAGGGUCUUCUGGUCACUGACCUGAGGCCAGGUCCAAUGUGGGGAGAAAUAAGGAAGCGGCAGCCCUGGAUUCUCUUCAGUGAGGACUUCCUACCCUGCAUCAGCACCCUGCGAUGGAGCUGAGACUUUAUUUAUUGGGGGUAGGGGUUGGGGGCGGUCCCUCCAACCUGUUUGGGCCCAGGUCUUUGGGUUCCGCUGACACCCCUACCCCUGCCCAGAACAAGUGCCAAUUCUCACUCUGGAGCCUUAAUAAACUGCAAUUUGUAUCUUG